GACCCUGAACAUUGUGAGAAAGUCGAGGAAUAUAAUGAGCAUGAAUGUUGGUGCAAUCUCAAGAAACAGAUGGCGGCCAAACGAAAAGAUUCUUCUGCUCUAGGCUCGUAUAUGGCCAUGCUAUUGACAUGCAAGCUCAUAUCCUCAGAAUGCCUAAGAUCCAUCUACCAAUCCACAACCUUCAUUGUAACGGAUUACUUGGCUGUUCAAGGACUCUUCGGGUCUUGCAACUCACACCCAAUAUUGAGGGAACGGAGGGGCUUCUACGAAGACCGCAUAAAACCGCCCCCAGCCUUCCUCCAGUAUGCCCGUCACAUCGAAAUCUCGCUUGACCGGAACUACCCUCUGCACCAUCGCUGCUGCUGGGGCAUGGCCACAAGAAAAGAAGCUGAUGAGAAUUUGGCGUGCCAAGAAGGCGAGCCUUGCGACGACCUGGAGCCCGAGGCCCACGAGCCCUGUGACUUUCACUGGCUACACCUUGAAAGGUUCAGAAACCUAAGGAGUCUGAAAAUAUGGAUUUCUACCAGAAACAGUAACCUGUACGGCGGUUUAUUUACCCAUCCCACCGGCGUUGAGGAGGUGGACUUUGAGGAGCUGAGGACACUCCUCUCGGGUCUUGCCAACGUUGAAUCUGUCGUCUUGAGCGCCCCAUUAAGUAAGCAUGUUGAGCCUGAUGAAGGCUAUGUUGAAGGCUACUAUACCACCCACAAAAUACCCAUGGAGUGGAUCUACGACCAAAAGGUGCUUAUAGAUGCCCUCACAAAGAUUUACGGAUCGAAUUACAUGUUGACUCGGGGAGCCGCCCUUAUGGUCGUGGACACAACACAGAGAGAACCCGAGAAGCUGAAGCAGAAGCUCGUGAACGAUGACAUAAUUCGAGAUCCGAGCUGUAAAUGCACCAAUUGCCAGAGAAUGAUUGAAGACCUCAAGCCGAAGGAUAAGGAAGUGACCGAGGAAGGCGCUGAGGGAUUGGAUAUCCAAUAA
Messenger RNA from Fusarium keratoplasticum, 984 nucleotides. RefSeq lists its product as uncharacterized. The record is from RefSeq and is a predicted model, not a curated record. Lineage: Eukaryota; Fungi; Ascomycota; Sordariomycetes; Hypocreales; Nectriaceae. Bases 70 to 984 code for a protein of 304 amino acids. The transcript has 3 exons.